CCGGGGGAGCGCCUUUGUGCCCGGCUCCGGGAGUCCGCGACGGCCGCUGCGCGCCCAGGUCCAUUGUUUCGCUUCUCUGUCUCUUCCGGGCAGGUGUCCGCAGCGGCGCGCGGGGCCCGCACGUGCCUAGCGACGGCUGUAGCACUGCAACCCGCGGGCGUCGGCGGGGCGUCCCCGGGCUCGGCCGGACAUGAAGUACCUGAAGCCGUGGUGGUCGGACGGCGGCGGCCUCCUGCACUUCACUAUCCUAUUGAGCUUGGCGGGGCUCCGCCUGGACCUGGACCUGGAACUGGACCUCUACCUACUGCUCCCGCCGCCCACCCUGCUUCGGGAUGAGCUGCUGCUCGGGUGCGGCCCGACGAGCUCCGCCUGCGCGCUCAGCCCCUUCCCCGCCUUGGGAGGGUGGGGGCCCUCGGACCAGCUGCACCUCAAAGGCCCGGAGCCGGACCCCGUGGGUCAGCUGCUGCGGGAGGUGCGCGCGCUGGGGGUCCCCUUCGUCCCGCGCACCCGAGUAGAUGCGUGGCUGGUACACUGCGUGGCGGCCGGGGACGCCGACGGGGCUCACGGGCUGCUCGGCGCCGCAGCAGCCUCCUCCGCAGAAGUGGGCGGCGGCGGCCCGGCGGCGCCAGGGGGAGGCGGGGACCCCCGAGCGGCUCCGAGUAGCCCCUUGGCCGCCGGGGAGGAGGAGAAGACACCAGCGGAACCGACGGCUGAAGUGCCCGACGCCGGCGGACGCACGAAUGAGGAAAAUGAGGUACUGAGAGAGAGGUAUGAAGCUAUGGAUCACAGUUCCCAGUAUGAGGGAAAUGAGCAAAGGGUGUCAGCCCAGAAGGAGAAAUCCCUACAGCAGGAGAAUGAAGAUGAAAAUAAAAUAGCAGAUAAACAUGAUGGGGAGGCAGAAAAGACUUCUGAAUCUAGAAAUGAGAGACAUAUAAAUGGGACAGAUGUAUCUUUCUCUCUGGAUGGCUUAUUUCAGCUACUUUCAUCACAGCCUGAAAAUUCACUGGAGGGCAUCUCACUGGGAGAUAUUCCUGUACUUCCAGGAAAUUUCAGUGAUGGCAUUAAUUCUUCACAUUAUAAUGUAAACUUUAGCCAGGCCAUAAGUCAUGAUGUCAAUCUUCAUGAGGCUAUGUUGCUGUGUCCUGACAAUACAUUUAGAAGAGAUCCAGUAGUGAGGACUUCACAGCCUCAAGAACCACAUCUGCAGUUAAAUUCUCAUACUACUUAUCCUGAACAGACCCUUCCUGGAACUAAUUUGACAGGAUUUCUUCCACUACUUAACAAUCAGUUGAGGAAUCUAACAAGCCAAGACCUAUAUGACCUUGAUGUGAACAUAUUUGAUGAGAUAAAUUUAAUGUCUUUGGCCACAGGUUUUGAUCCAACAGAAACUUCUGAGUUUUUUGAAGAACCAGAUUCUGAUUCUGGGCUUUCCUUAAAUUCAAGCCACAAUAGCACCUCUGUCACCGAAUCUAAUUCGUGUGUGUGUGAAGGUGCUGUAGGUUAUAGUAAUGACCGUGAAUCUCUCCCCGACCAUGACUUUCAAGGGGCUGUUGGAGGUGACUACCCAGAGCCCAGUAAACUUUGCCACAUGGAUCAUAGGAAUUUUGGUUUUCACAGGGACCUAGCUUUUCAACAUGUAUUUCAUAACCACACUUAUCACUUACAGCCAAAUGCACUAGAAUCCACUUCUGAAUGCUUUUCAUGGCCUGGGAAGUCACAGAAAUUGAAAAGGUACCUCAAUAACACAGAAACAAACUUAAGCCGUGAUGAACGGCAUGCUAAAGCUCUGUGUAUACCUUUUUCUGUAGAUGAAAUUGUCCGCAUGCCUGUUGAUUCUUUCAACAGUGUACUAAGCAGAUACUAUUUGACAGAUUCACAAGUGUCACUCAUGCGUGAUAUUAGACGAAGGGGGAAAAAUAAAGUUGCUGCUCAGAACUGUCGGAAGCGCAAACUGGAUGUAAUUUUAAAUCUAGAAGAGGAUGUAUAUAACUUGCAGGCAAAGAAGGAAACUCUUGAGAGUGAGCAAGCCCAGUGUAACAAAGCUAUUAACAUAAUGAAACAGAAACUGCAUGACCUUUAUCAUGAUGUUUUUAGUAGGCUGAGAGACAAUGAAGGUAGGCCAGUCAAUCCAAACCAGUAUGCUCUUCAGUGCAGUCAUGACGGAAGCAUUUUGAUAGUACCCAAGGAACUGGUGACCUCAGACCACAAAAAGGAAAACCAAAGGGAAAAAAAAUGAAAAAAAACCGAAGAUGGACUCCAUUAAUAUGCAUGAGGUACUGAUGUUCAAAAAUACAUAUGGAUCACAAACCUUGUCACUGCUUCAGGGUUGUUGCUCAAGCGUUACACUUCUAAGUACUGCUAUUUCAGUCACUCAAGGCUACAUUCUGAAGCUUCUGUGGACAAGUGUGGGAAAUUUGGGAGAAAGCCACUUUUAAUGAAAUCUUCCUGCUCCAUUAUAUGCACAACUCAAACAGUAUGUACAAAGGAUAAGGUUUCACUUUGGUUGCUAUUAAGAUGGUCAUAACAGUCACUGGACCAUUAAUUAUUUCAAAACAUUUGUUUUAAUGACUUGGAAUGCAAAGUAGACUUUAUUUUCAUUCAGCUUACUGGCAGUGAAGUUUAGUGAGCUUUUCGAAAGCUAGUUUUCUGUG
This is a messenger RNA of Manis pentadactyla (Chinese pangolin), 2651 nucleotides long. RefSeq names its product NFE2 like bZIP transcription factor 3 (gene NFE2L3). The transcript is spliced from 4 exons. Gene Ontology annotation, molecular function: RNA polymerase II cis-regulatory region sequence-specific DNA binding; DNA-binding transcription factor activity, RNA polymerase II-specific. The coding region runs from base 191 to 2236 and encodes 681 amino acids. The record is from RefSeq and is a predicted model, not a curated record. Gene Ontology annotation, biological process: regulation of transcription by RNA polymerase II. Gene Ontology annotation, cellular component: nucleus. Lineage: Eukaryota; Metazoa; Chordata; Mammalia; Pholidota; Manidae.